This is a messenger RNA of Geosmithia morbida, 1401 nucleotides long. Its product is annotated as BAH domain. Gene Ontology annotation, molecular function: chromatin binding. The coding region runs from base 1 to 1401 and encodes 466 amino acids. NCBI's taxonomy places the organism in Eukaryota, Fungi, Ascomycota, Sordariomycetes, Hypocreales, Bionectriaceae. The record is from RefSeq and is a predicted model, not a curated record. The transcript has 4 exons.
AUGAGCCUCUCUAAAAAGAGGUCGCGCCCCGAGGCAGACGAGAGCAGGGCAGAAUGCCCUUACUCGGUGCGGCAGAGACCACCUACGGCCCAGGAAAAGACCCGGUAUCUAGAGAAGAAGGCGAGGCGCGAGAAUAUGGAGGAGGAUAGGAAGGCAGAGUGGCACUGGCAGGCUAGCCCCUUCAACGCGACGGGGUUCGCCAAGACAUCUGAGUCUCUCGACGUCAAGUAUGCUGUUGAUCCGCUGUCACGGUGGGCUGACAUGACCCGGUAUAAUAGCUUUGUCUUGGGCAAGGAGAAAUUCCACACCGACGACUUCGUAUUCGUCGCCAACGAGGAGAGCGUCAAGAGACAGAGGAGCAACGAUGGUAGCAACGCCCACGGCGUCGCAGCGCGAAGGAACAAUGGCGACUGGGUUGCCAAGAUCUUGGAGAUACGGGCGUCGGACGAACAGCACGUGUAUGCCCGCGUCUUCUGGAUGUACUGGCCCGACGAGCUACCCGCGGGGACGUACGUGGGCCGCAAGACGAUCAGGGGUGGUCGGCAGACAUAUCACGGGAAGCACGAGCUUAUUGCGUCUAAUCACAUGGAUGUCAUCAACGCCGUCAGCGUGACCAUGGCGGCGCAGGUCAAUCACUGGGUGGAGACGGACGAGGAGGAUAACCAAAGCUCCCUGUACUGGCGACAAGCUUUCAACUGCAGCACCAGCCGACUCUCGCCCGCCAAGGAAGUCUGCAGAUGCGCAUCCCCGGCUCAUCCGGACAGGGUGCUCGUCCGCUGCUCGAGCCCCGACUGCAGUCACUGGAUGCACGAUGAUUGCCUGCGUCACGACACUCUCAUGCGAGUAUUUGAGCGUCUGGGCAAGACGAAACCACAAACAUUCGACGACGACGAAACCAUGAUCGGACCAUCACAGCAGCAGCAGCAGCAACAACAACAACAACAACAACAACAACAACAACAACAACAACAACAACAAGUAACUAUCGAGGAGAAGAAGAAAGAAGACGAGGAACAACAAGGGGAGGUCAUCAGGUCGGAAGAGCAGGUGAUGACGAUGCAACGGCACCAGAACAGCACCCCCAGCGCCAGCGCCAGCGCCAGCAACGGCAACACCAGCACCAACGGCGCCGACACCAGCGGUGUGCUGUCCCCCGCACAGAAGGCCAUGCUGCCCCUCUUCGUGAGCUCGAGGCAGACGCCAGACUCGGCCUCGCCGUCUAAGAAGGCAGCCGCACCGCCCAGGAAGGUGCCGUACAAGGGACUGUUUGAGGCCACUCUCCGGCUUGACGAUGGGCCUACGGCAUGGGUCGUCAAGGAUCUGAGGGGAGAUGUGGUGGGUGGACAUAAGAUGUGGCUGGAGCAGGUGUUUUGUCUGUUCUGCAGCAAGACGAUUGACUAG